GCCGGACGCCGUGUCCCCGCGUCUCUAACCUGGACGACCCCCCGCGGCCGGGCCAGGUCCAUGCCAAGGGCUCCCAGCUCAGCGUGGACAUGGCUGAGAGCGCCUCCCCGCCCUCAUCUGCAGCAGCCCCGGCUGCCGAGCCGGGAGUCACCACGGAGCAGCCCGGGCCCCAGAGCCCCCCAUCCUCCCCACCAGGCCUGGAGGAGCCCCUGGAUGGAGCUGAUCCUCAUGUCCCACACCCAGACCUGGCGCCCGUUGCCUUCUUCUGCCUGCGACAGACCACCAGCCCCCGGAACUGGUGUAUCAAGAUGGUGUGCAACCCGUGGUUUGAAUGUGUCAGCAUGCUGGUGAUCCUGCUGAACUGCGUGACACUUGGCAUGUACCAGCCGUGCGACGACAUGGACUGCCUGUCUGACCGCUGCAAGAUCCUGCAGGUCUUUGAUGACUUCAUCUUUAUCUUCUUUGCCAUGGAGAUGGUGCUCAAGAUGGUGGCCCUGGGGAUUUUUGGCAAGAAGUGCUACCUCGGGGACACAUGGAACCGCCUGGAUUUCUUCAUCGUCAUGGCAGGGAUGGUUGAGUACUCCCUGGACCUUCAGAACAUCAACCUGUCGGCCAUCCGCACUGUACGCGUCCUGAGGCCCCUCAAAGCCAUCAACCGCGUGCCCAGUAUGCGGAUCCUGGUGAACCUGCUCCUGGACACGCUGCCCAUGCUGGGGAAUGUCCUGCUGCUCUGCUUCUUUGUCUUCUUCAUCUUUGGCAUCAUAGGCGUGCAGCUCUGGGCCGGCCUCCUGCGUAACCGCUGCUUCCUGGAGGAGAAUUUCACCAUACAAGGGGAUGUGGCCUUGCCCCCAUACUACCAGCCAGAGGAGGACGAUGAGAUGCCCUUCAUCUGCUCCCUGUCGGGGGACAAUGGGAUCAUGGGCUGCCAUGAGAUCCCCCCGCUCAAGGAGCAGGGCCGUGAGUGCUGCCUGUCCAAGGACGACGUCUAUGACUUUGGGGCGGGGCGCCAGGACCUCAACGCCAGCGGCCUCUGUGUCAACUGGAACCGUUACUACAAUGUGUGCCGCACGGGCAGCGCCAACCCCCACAAGGGUGCCAUCAACUUUGACAACAUCGGUUACGCUUGGAUUGUCAUCUUCCAGGUGAUCACUCUGGAAGGCUGGGUGGAGAUCAUGUACUAUGUGAUGGAUGCUCACUCCUUCUACAACUUCAUCUACUUCAUCCUGCUUAUCAUAGUGGGCUCCUUCUUCAUGAUCAACCUGUGCCUCGUUGUCAUAGCGACCCAGUUCUCGGAGACCAAGCAACGGGAGCACCGGCUGAUGCUGGAACAGCGGCAGCGCUACUUGUCCUCCAGUACGGUGGCCAGCUACGCCGAACCUGGCGACUGCUACGAGGAGAUCUUCCAGUAUGUCUGCCACAUCCUGCGCAAGGCCAAGCGCCGCGCCCUGGGCCUCUACCAGGCCCUGCAGAGCCGGCGCCAGGCUCUGGGCCCGGAGGCCCCGGUGCCCGCCAAACCUGGGCCCCAUGCCAAGGAGCCCCGGCACUACAAGCUGUGCCCGCGACAUAGCCCCCUGGACGCGACGCCCCACACCCUGGUGCAGCCCAUCCCCGCCACGCUGGCCUCUGACCCCGCCAGCUGCCCUUGCUGCCAACAUGAGGCCGGCCGGCGGCCCUCAGGCCUGGGCAGCACCGACUCGGGCCAGGAGGGCUCGGGCUCCGGGAGCUCUGCUGGUGGCGAGGACGAGGCAGAUGGGGACGGGACCCGGAGCAGCGAGGACGGAGCCUCCUCGGAACUGGGGAAGGAGGAGGAGGAGGAGGAGCAGGCGGAUGGGGCGGUCUGGCUGUGCGGGGACGUGUGGCGGGAGACGCGAGCCAAGCUGCGCGGCAUCGUGGACAGCAAGUACUUCAACCGGGGCAUCAUGAUGGCCAUCCUGGUCAACACCGUCAGCAUGGGCAUCGAGCACCACGAGCAGCCAGAGGAGCUGACCAACAUCCUGGAGAUCUGCAACGUGGUCUUCACCAGCAUGUUUGCCCUGGAGAUGAUCCUGAAGCUGGCUGCCUUUGGGCUCUUCGACUACCUGCGUAACCCCUACAACAUCUUCGAUAGCAUCAUUGUCAUCAUCAGCAUCUGGGAGAUAGUGGGGCAGGCGGAUGGUGGGCUGUCGGUACUGCGGACCUUCCGGCUGCUGCGCGUGCUGAAGCUGGUGCGCUUCAUGCCUGCCCUGCGGCGCCAGCUCGUGGUGCUCAUGAAGACCAUGGAUAACGUGGCCACCUUCUGCAUGCUGCUCAUGCUUUUCAUCUUCAUCUUCAGCAUCCUUGGGAUGCACAUUUUUGGCUGCAAGUUCAGCCUCCGCACGGACACUGGAGACACGGUCCCUGACAGGAAGAACUUCGACUCCCUGCUGUGGGCCAUCGUCACCGUGUUCCAGAUCCUCACCCAGGAGGACUGGAACGUCGUGCUCUACAACGGCAUGGCCUCCACCUCCCCCUGGGCCUCCCUCUACUUUGUCGCCCUCAUGACCUUCGGCAACUAUGUGCUCUUCAACCUGCUGGUGGCCAUCCUGGUGGAGGGCUUCCAGGCGGAGGGUGACGCCAAUCGCUCCUACUCGGACGACGACCAGAGCUCAUCCAACAUGGAGGAAUUUGACAAGCUCCAGGAAGGCCUGGACAGCAGCGGAGAUCCCAAGCUCUUUCCAAUCCCCAUGACCCCCAAUGGGCACCUGGACCCCAGUCUCCCGCUGGGUGGGCACCUAGGUCCUGCUGGGGCUGCGGGACCUGCCCCCCGACUCUCACUGCAGCCGGACCCUAUGCUGGUGGCCCUGGGCUCCCGAAAGAGCAGCGUCAUGUCUCUGGGGAGGAUGAGCUAUGAUCAGCGCUCCCUGUCCAGCUCCCGGAGCUCCUACUACGGGCCGUGGGGCCGCAGCGGGGCCUGGGCCAGCCGCCGCUCCAGCUGGAAUAGCCUCAAGCACAAGCCGCCGUCGGCCGAGCAUGAGUCCCUGCUCUCCGCGGAGCGCGGCGGCGGCGCCCGGGUCUGCGAGGUUGCCGGAGACGAGGGACUGCCACGGCCCGCACCCCUGCACGCCCCUCACGCCCCGCACGCCCCGCACGCCCCGCACGCCCACCACGCUCAUCACGGGCCCCAUCUGGCACACCGCCACCGCCACCACCGCCGGACACUGUCCCUCGACACCAGAGACUCGGUGGACCUGGCCGAGCUGGUGCCCACCGUGGGCGCCCACCCCCGGGCCGCUUGGAGGGCGGCGGGCCCGGCCCCCGGGCAUGAGGACUGCAAUGGCAGGAUGCCCAGCAUCGCCAAGGACGUCUUCACCAAGAUGGGUGACCGCCGGGAUCGCGGGGAGGAUGAGGAGGAGAUCGACUACACCCUGUGCUUCCGCGUCCGCAAGAUGAUCGACGUCUAUAAGCCCGACUGGUGCGAGGUCCGCGAAGACUGGUCUGUCUACCUCUUCUCUCCCGAGAACAGGUUCCGGGUCCUGUGUCAGACCAUUAUUGCCCACAAGCUCUUCGACUACGUUGUCCUGGCCUUCAUCUUUCUCAACUGCAUCACCAUCGCCUUGGAGCGGCCUCAGAUCGAGGCUGGCAGCACUGAACGCAUCUUUCUCACCGUGUCCAACUACAUCUUUACGGCCAUCUUCGUGGGCGAGAUGACACUGAAGGUGGUCUCGCUGGGCCUGUACUUCGGCGAGCAGGCGUACCUGCGCAGCAGCUGGAACGUGCUGGACGGCUUUCUUGUCUUCGUGUCCAUCAUCGACAUCGUGGUGUCCCUGGCCUCGGCCGGGGGAGCCAAAAUCCUGGGGGUCCUCCGAGUCUUGCGGCUCCUGCGCACCCUACGUCCCCUGCGUGUCAUCAGCCGGGCGCCGGGCCUGAAGCUGGUGGUGGAGACACUCAUCUCCUCCCUCAAGCCCAUCGGCAACAUCGUGCUCAUCUGCUGUGCCUUCUUCAUCAUCUUUGGCAUCCUAGGAGUUCAGCUCUUCAAGGGCAAGUUCUACCACUGUCUGGGCGUGGACACACGCAACAUCACCAACCGCUCGGACUGCAUGGCCGCCAACUACCGCUGGGUCCAUCACAAAUACAACUUCGACAACCUGGGCCAGGCUCUGAUGUCCCUCUUUGUCCUGGCAUCCAAGGAUGGUUGGGUGAACAUCAUGUACAAUGGACUGGAUGCUGUCGCUGUGGACCAGCAGCCUGUGACCAACCACAACCCCUGGAUGCUGCUGUACUUCAUCUCCUUCCUGCUCAUCGUCAGCUUCUUCGUGCUCAACAUGUUUGUGGGUGUCGUGGUGGAGAACUUCCACAAGUGCCGGCAGCACCAGGAGGCUGAAGAGGCACGGCGGCGGGAGGAGAAGCGGCUGCGGCGCCUGGAGAAGAAGCGCCGGAAGGCCCAGCGGCUGCCCUACUAUGCCACCUAUUGUCACACCCGACUACUCAUCCACUCUAUGUGCACCAGCCACUACCUGGACAUCUUCAUCACCUUCAUCAUCUGCCUCAACGUGGUCACCAUGUCCCUGGAGCACUACAAUCAGCCCACGUCCCUGGAGACAGCCCUCAAGUACUGCAAUUAUAUGUUCACCACUGUGUUUGUGCUGGAGGCUGUGCUGAAGCUGGUGGCAUUUGGUCUGAGGCGCUUCUUCAAGGACCGAUGGAACCAGCUGGACCUGGCCAUUGUGCUACUGUCAGUCAUGGGCAUCACACUGGAGGAGAUAGAGAUUAAUGCGGCCCUGCCCAUCAACCCCACCAUCAUCCGCAUCAUGAGGGUUCUGCGCAUCGCCCGAGUGCUGAAGCUGUUGAAGAUGGCCACAGGGAUGCGGGCCCUGCUGGACACGGUGGUGCAAGCUUUGCCCCAGGUGGGCAACCUGGGCCUCCUCUUCAUGCUGCUCUUCUUCAUCUAUGCUGCCCUUGGGGUAGAGCUCUUCGGGAAGCUGGUCUGCAACGAUGAGAACCCAUGCGAGGGCAUGAGCCGGCAUGCCACCUUCGAGAACUUCGGCAUGGCCUUCCUCACGCUCUUCCAGGUCUCCACGGGUGACAACUGGAACGGGAUCAUGAAGGACACGCUGCGGGACUGCACCCAUGAUGAGCGCAGCUGCCUGAGCAGCCUGCAGUUUGUGUCGCCACUGUACUUCGUGAGCUUCGUGCUCACCGCGCAGUUCGUGCUCAUCAACGUGGUGGUGGCUGUGCUCAUGAAGCACCUGGAUGACAGCAAUAAGGAGGCGCAGGAGGACGCCGAGAUGGAUGCCGAGCUCGAGCUGGAGAUGGCCCACAGCCUGGGCCCCGGCCCGAGGCUGCCUGCCGGCUCCCCGGGCGCCCCUGGCCGAGGGCCGGGAGGGGCGGGCGGCGGGGGCGACGCCGACGGCGGCUUGUGCCGGCGCUGCUACUCGCCUGCCCAGGAGAACCUGUGGCUGGACAGCGUCUCUUUAAUCAUCAAGGACUCCUUGGAGGGGGAGCUGACCAUCAUCGACAACCUCUCGGGCUCCAUCUUCCACCACUACUCCUCGCCCGCCGGCUGCAAGAAAUGUCACCACGACAAGCAAGAGGUGCAGCUGGCUGAGACGGAGGCCUUCUCCCUGAACUCAGACAGGUCCUCGUCCAUCCUGCUGGGCGACGACCUGAGCCUUGAGGACCCCACAGCCUGCCCACCUGGCCCCAAAGACAGCAAGGGUGAGCUGGACCCACCUGAGCCCAUGUGUGUGAGAGACCUGGACGAAUGCUUCUUCCCCUUGUCCUCUACGGCCGUCUCACCGGGUCCAGAGAACUUCCUGUGUGAGAUGGAGGAGAUCCCAUUCAACCCUGUCCAGUCCUGGCUGAAACAUGACAGCAGUCAAGCACCCCCAAGUCCCUUCUCCCCGGAUGCCUCCAGCCCUCUCCUGCCCAUGCCAGCCGAGUUCUUCCACCCUGCAGUGUCUGCCAGCCAGAAAGGCCCAGAAAAGGGCACCGGCACUGGGACCCUCCCGAAGAUUGCGCUGCAGGGCUCCUGGGCAUCUCUGCGGUCACCAAGGGUCAACUGCACCCUCCUCCGGCAGGCCACCGGGAGCGACACGUCGCUGGACGCCAGCCCCAGCAGCUCCGCGGGCAGCCUGCAGACCACGCUGGAGGACAGCCUGACCCUGAGCGACAGCCCCCGGCGAGCCCUGGGGCCGCCCGCGCCUGCUCCGGGACCCCGGGCCGGCCUGUCCCCCGCCGCGCACCGCCGCCUGAGCCUGCGGGGCCGGGGCCUGUUCAGCCUGCGGGGGCUGCGGGCGCAUCAGCGCAGCCACAGCAGCGGGGGCUCCACCAGCCCGGGCUGCACCUACCACGACUCCAUGGACCCCUCGGACGAGGAGGGCCGCGGCGGCGCGGGCGGCGGGGGCGCGGGCAGCGAGCACUCGGAGACCCUCAGCAGCCUCUCGCUCACUUCCCUCUUCUGCCCGCCGCCCCCGCCGCCGCUCCCUGGCCUCACGCCCGCCAGGAAGUUCAGCAGCACCAGCAGCCUGGCCGCCCCCGGCCGCCCCCACGCCGCCGCCCCGGCCCACGGCCUGGCCCGGAGCCCCUCGUGGGCCGCGGACCGCAGCAAGGACCCCCUGGGCCGGGCACCGCUGCCCAUGGGCCUGGGCCCCUUGGCGUCCCCGCCGCAACCGCUCCCCGGAGAGCUGGAGCCGGGAGACGCCGCCAGCAAGAGGAAGAGAUGAGGGUCGCAGGGGCCCCCGGCCGCCCACCGCCCGCCCCGUCUCACUUUUUUUACCUCAGGAGCCAGGAGCAGACAGCAAUACUUCGUCCACACCUGGGAUCGCGCAGGGCCCGCCGGGCACAGGCGCCCGUCAGCCAGGCUGAGCGGAGUCUGGGUUAGCCAGGCCUGCGUGGCCCAUGGUGGCCCUUCCAGUGCAUAUAUAUACAUAUAUAUAUGCGUAUAUACACACACACACACACAUAGACAUAUAUAUAUAUAUUUAUUUUUUUUACUGAGAGCUUAUGACUUCCAGAAAGUGCUAAAGGUGGGAGGUGGGCCAGGGCCUGGACGGGGCUUUUGUCUGACGCUCUGGAAUUCAGGCCAGACCCACCCCAGGGCACAUGUCCUGCCGGGGCGUCGCAGCUGUGUUUUUUGAGGUCUCCUCCCGGGUUGAGAGUAGCUUGGAGAGGACCCUCAGGCCUCUGAGGGCACCAGGCCCGGGAGAAGAGGUGCAAUUCAGGGUGUGUUUUCUUUUUCUUUUUUUUCUUUUAAAGAAGAAACGCUGCUAAGAUCCCCCGUGGCUCCACGCGUCGGGGUGUCUGUCCUGUCAUCCUGACCGUCUCGUUGUUGUGAAGUCUUUUGUAGACACCCCAGAGCACACACAUACCCUUAGUACACGGGUUAGAUGUCUCUUUAGAAAAAUCAGGGGUGAGUAGCUGUGUUUCCUUAGGACCGUGGUGUGGGGUGGAGGGCAGCUCGGAGGCUGGGCUGGGGCUCUGGCCCCAGGGGAGGUCCCAGCUCCUGAGUACUUCUGAGGGGGGGGUUCCACCCCAGGAGGGCGGGGUUGGGUGGAGCAGGAGUGGAGGCCGCUUGGAGACGCCAGGGUACCUGCCUGGUCUGGGCUGGCUCUGGCUGCCCUGCAGGUGCCCCUGGGCUCAGGCAGUUAGUUGUUCAGUCACUUAUGCCUUUUAUCCCCAAUAUGGGCCCUGAGCUGUGGCUGUCCCUGGACGCUGUGCUGUCCCUGUCCUGAGCAACUAUGCCCCCGCCCCGGUGGGUUCAAGGCAAAGCAGCUCUGACCGAAUUCUAGGCAGGGGUGGGGGCACCUGCCUGGGCCCUGGGUCCAGCCGCAUCCCCACGCCCAGCCUUUUGCGUCACCUGGAGGCCACAUUCCCUGACCCCACCUCCCCGCCCCGUCUCUCCUCCCUGCCCCUGUCUCUCCUCCCUGCCCCUGUCUCUCCUCCCUGCCCCUGUCUCUCCUCCCUGCCCCUGUCUCUCCUCCCUGCCCCUGUCUCUCCUCCCCUCUGCCCCUAACUGCAGGUCAGCUUUCACUAUAGUAGUGCUUCCCAAACGGGUUAUAGAUGGGGGUGUUUGAUUUGAAGAGUUACGCAUUUAUUUCACUAUUUAUUAGAAAAAAAAUACAUUGAACCCGUGAUUUCACAGAGAUUUUGCUUAGGUCA
Molecule: messenger RNA, 8115 nt
Organism: Cercocebus atys (sooty mangabey)
Lineage: Eukaryota; Metazoa; Chordata; Mammalia; Primates; Cercopithecidae
Gene: CACNA1I
Product: calcium channel, voltage-dependent, T type, alpha 1I subunit
Exons: 37
Coding region: 90-6680 (2196 amino acids)
Biological process (GO): calcium ion import; membrane depolarization during action potential; neuronal action potential
Cellular component (GO): plasma membrane; voltage-gated sodium channel complex; voltage-gated calcium channel complex
Molecular function (GO): voltage-gated sodium channel activity; low voltage-gated calcium channel activity
Source: RefSeq, a predicted model, not a curated record